Molecule: messenger RNA, 1935 nt
Organism: Brassica rapa (field mustard)
Lineage: Eukaryota; Viridiplantae; Streptophyta; Magnoliopsida; Brassicales; Brassicaceae
Source: RefSeq, a predicted model, not a curated record
UCCCACUGAUUUCAAUCCGAAAUGGAUAAUGGGAAUGGGAAUGUGAAGGUGGUGAUACCAGUUGCUCUUAAAGGAGUUAACUAUCUCUUGUGGUCAAGGCUUGUCAAGACAGCCUUAGGAGGAAGAGAUCUUUGGGCUCAUGUAGCUGAAGGCAAGCCCUCAAAACAAACCAGCAUAGGAGAGGAUGGUAGAGAAGUGGUGGCGGCUGAUAAUGGCAAACAGAAUCAGGAGGAUCUCAUGGUGUUUUCUAUCAUUCAAGGCAGCCUUGAGACACCAAUCUUAGAAGCUUACUCCUAUUGUGAAACUUCCAAAGAGCUAUGGAAAACUCUACAGAAGGUUUAUGGUAACAUCUUCAACCUUAGUAGAAUAUUUGAAGUGAAGAAAGCAAUCAGUACUCUCCACCAAGAAGACUCGGAUUUUACCCAACAUUUUGGAAAAUUUAGAGCCUUAUGGGCUGAGCUAGAGAUGUUGAUGCCAACUACUGUUGAAGCAAGUGACUUAAAUGACAGAAGAGAGCAAGACAAGGUAUUUGCCUUAUUCCUCACACUGCAUCCAAGCUACAAUGAUCUGAUUAAGCACAUACUUAGGGCUGAGAAGUUACCUACUUUUGAGGAGGUGUGUGCUCAGAUUCAAAAGGAGCAAGGAUCAGUGAGUCUCUUUGGAGGAAAGAGUGAGCUUGACCUUGGAAACCAAGCUGAAGGUACUGCAAACAGAGGAUCUUACAAGGCUGAACACAAAAAGAUAUGGAUAUGUGACCAUUGCAAGAAGAAGGGCCAUGGAAGGGACAAGUACUGGAUCCUUCACCCUCAUCUCAAGCCACAGAAGUUUAGGACACCUCAACCUGAUGCAAGAUCCCACUUCUCUGGUUGAAUGGGAGAGCCAUCUGGUUCAGGGUCCACGCAUUCCUUUAACCAUCCAAAUGCGGCUAGUGAAGGGAAGGUCUCAGCCUCCGGGAACUACAAUACCUUGAGCUCUGCUUAUGAUGACACCAUCAAGAGGUCUGGCCUUGAUGCUCUCAUCAAAGCCGUCAAGAAAAACUUUGGUAACACUUUUGGUACCUCUUUAAAUGCUUGUGUUGAUGGUAUCUCUCUAAAUGCUUCAGAUUGCUCAAAACUGUCUAAACCUCUUGUGAUAGAUUCUGGUGCUAGUCACCAUAUGAUUAGUGAUCUAGGAAUGAUUAGUAACAUUGUCUCAGCAUUUGGUAAUGUAAUGGUAGCAAAUGCUGACAAAGUUCCCAUUAAGGAAGUAGGUGAUCUUAAGUUAUUUAGCAAGGAUUCUAAAGCCAUUUAUAUGUCUAACCUCACCUCAAACUUGCUAUCUGUUAAAUGAGCCACAAAUGACUUGAAUUGCAAUGUCACUUUCACUCCUAAUGAGGUUUAUUUUCAGGAUAUUGAGACUAGUAGGUUACUUGGCAAAAGUGUGAUAAAGAGCGACUUAUACUUGCUUAAAGACACCAAGCUGGCUACUGAUUUAUCUAUUGCUUUAAACUCUGUUUCUAAUUUCCCUAAAAAUGUAUUAUGGCAUGCUAGAUUAUGACAUCCUCAUUCUAGAGCCUUGAACAUCAUGUUGCCUAGUAUUUUGUUUAAAUCUGAUUGUGAAGCUUGUAUCCUAGGAAAGCAUUGCAAAACAGUCUUCACUAAAUCGAUUACCAUUUAUGAAAACCGCUUUGAUUUGAUUCUUUAUGAUGUGUGGAUAGCUCUUUGUGCUUCUAGAGAACACCAUAAGUAUUUUGUGACCUUUAUUGAUGAAAAAUCAAAGUAUACUUGGAUCACAUUGCUUCAGUCUAAAGAUAGGGUGUUAGAAGCUUUUAUAAACUUUCAAAACCAUGUUACUAACCAUUACAAUGCCAAGAUAAAGAUUUUUAGAUCAGAUAAUGGAGGAGAAUACACAAGCCAUGCUUUCAAACAACACUUAGUCAAACAUGGGGUGAUUCAC